CAGCACCACCCUCCAGUUCCAAACGCAGCUCCGAGCCAUCCUAUUUUGCUCUUAAGCAACCCGCAUCCCCGGGAUUCAUACAACGGUAUCAGUCGCUUAUUCGACUGCCGGUCCAAGACUCUUCAUGACUCGCUGAGCCGGCAAACAUCGCCAUGCAUUUACACGCCCUUCUUCCGCUCACCCUCCUCCAGCUUCUCACGUCCGCCGAGCCCAUCAGGAUACCCGCCACGAACAAUGGCUUGAUUGUCAGCCCGCGGGCGCGCUCCGACGCGCCGAGUGGCGGCUAUGCCCCGGCUCAGGUGCCGUGCCCGAACGAGAAGCCCACUAUCCGGCGCGCCAACACGCUCUCCAAGAGCGAGACGGACUGGCUCGCAAAGCGUCGCCCGAACACUGUUGAUCCCAUGAUAGACUUCCUGAAACGGGCUAACAUCGAGGGUUUCGACGCCGAGGCCUACAUCAAGCGCGUGGCCUCGGAUGUCAAGGACCUGCCCAAUAUCGGCAUCGCCGUCUCCGGAGGUGGCUACCGAGCCCUGAUGAACGGCGCCGGUUUCGUGGCUGCUGCUGACAGUCGCACCCCCGGCUCGACGGGCAGCGGUGGCAUCGGCGGCCUUCUCCAGGCCAGCACUUACCUGUCGGGCCUGUCGGGCGGUGGCUGGUUGGUUAGCAGCAUUUAUGCCAACAACUUCACCACUGUCACCACGCUCCGCGACGGCCGUGAGGGCAGCAGCAUCUGGAAGUUCGACAGCUCCAUCUUCACCGGUCCUGAUCUGCCCGGCAUCUUUGACACAGUUAGGUACUGGCAUGAAGUUGCCGAUCAGGUCAGUGCGAAGAAGGAUGCCGGCUUUGAGACGUCCAUCACCGAUUACUGGGGCCGAGCGCUCUCAUAUCAGCUGAUUGACGCGCCGGAAGGCGGGCCAUCAUACACUUUCUCCAGCAUCGCAGAGGAUGACGCCUUCUCCAACGCCCAGGCACCCUUCCCAAUCCUGGUUGCCGAUGGUAGGGCUCCCGGUACCAUCGUGGUUUCGCUGAACGCGACCGUCUACGAAUUCAACCCCUUCGAGAUGGGCUCGUGGGACCCUACCACCUACGGCUUUGCCCCGAUAAAGUACCUCGCCUCCAACUUCUCAGGCGGCGUCGUACCGUCCGACGGCAAGUGCGUCCGCGGCUUCGACUCUGUCAGCUACAUCUUCGGUACCAGCAGCUCCCUCUUCAACGCCUUUUUGCUCCAGAACAUCAGCUCCGUGGACGGCGUGCCUGACUUCCUCCUCGACGCCGCCACCGACCUGCUCAAGGGCCUCUCCGCGGGGAAGGACGAUGUCGCUCAGUACGUCCCGAACCCCUUCCUGGGCUGGAACAACGGCUCCAACCCCGCCGCCAACACCGUCGAGCUCGACCUUGUCGACGGCGGCAUGGACCUGCAGAACAUUCCCCUGCACCCCCUGAUCCAGCCGUUCCGCUCCGUCGACGUCAUCUUCGCCGUCGACUCCUCUGCCGAUACCACCUUCUCUUGGCCGAACGGCACUGCCAUGCGAGCCAGCUAUGACCGCACCAAAGGCGACAUCGCCAACGGCACCCUCUUCCCGCCCGUGCCGGACGACACAACCUUCAUCUCGCUCGGCCUGAACAGCCGCCCGACCUUCUUCGGCUGCGACGUCAGUAACUUCACGCUCUCGGCGGGACAAACCGCGCCUCCUCUGGUCGUCUACGUCCCCAACGCGCCCUACACGGCCAUGUCCAACGUCACGACCUUCACGCCCAGCUACCCGCUCGCCCAGCGCAACGCCAUCAUCCGCAACGGCUACGACUCGGCCACCCAGGGCAACGGCACACUCGACAAGCAAUGGCCCACGUGCGUCGCGUGUGCGGUGCUGAGCCGCAGCUGGACGAGGACCAACACCUCGGUGCCGGCUGCCUGCGCCAGCUGCUUUGAGCGGUACUGCUGGAACGGGACAACGGUUGCGAACGCCGCCGUGGUCAGCGGGGGCGGCGGCGCCGAGUACCAGCCUACGUUCAAGAUCGGCGAUGGGAGCUCGUCUAGUCCGUCAGCCGCGGCCGUGGUUGGUCUGAGCGGGAGGUCGGUGUGGGCGUUGCUCAUGGGGUUGAUUGCGGCAGUGGUCGUUCUGUAAUAAAAGGGGGAGCGGGGUCGUUGGAAAGUCGUAAUGAGGCUGAAGCUUCUGGAUCUCUCUGAUUUUCUCAUCGAGUUUGGCAAGGACAGCGAAUCUCUUGCGAUUUCCGCCAGGCACUGUACUGCUCUGUAAAGGAUAUUGGGAUGCGUUA
Molecule: messenger RNA, 2277 nt
Organism: Chaetomium strumarium
Lineage: Eukaryota; Fungi; Ascomycota; Sordariomycetes; Sordariales; Chaetomiaceae
Product: lysophospholipase catalytic domain-containing protein
Exons: 2
Coding region: 153-2126 (657 amino acids)
Biological process (GO): glycerophospholipid catabolic process
Cellular component (GO): intracellular membrane-bounded organelle; cytosol
Molecular function (GO): A2-type glycerophospholipase activity
Source: RefSeq, a predicted model, not a curated record